This is a messenger RNA of Physella acuta, 1610 nucleotides long. Its product is annotated as pyridoxal phosphate phosphatase PHOSPHO2. The record is from RefSeq and is a predicted model, not a curated record. Gene Ontology annotation, molecular function: phosphatase activity. NCBI's taxonomy places the organism in Eukaryota, Metazoa, Mollusca, Gastropoda, Physidae.
AAAUAGUAUAAACAAGCUUUCGUUUUCCUAGUUUUAGUGCUCUACAUUGAAACUACAUUCUUUUAAUUAUAAAUAAUCUCAGCUUAUUCUAGUCAAAAUUAGCUUGUCUACAUUUUAAUUUUAUAAUCAGAUAUGUCAUCCCUAAAAUCCAACAGAAACCUACUGGUGUUUGAUUUUGACCAUUCUUUAAUUGAUGAAAACAGUGAUGUGUAUAUUAUAAAACUAGCACCCGGAGGGGAAUUGCCAGAGGAAAUAAAGAAUUUAUAUGCAGAUGACGGCUGGACUGAAUACAUGGGAGAAAUUUUUAAAUUUCUACAUAGAAAUGGAUGCACCCCAAGUAGUAUUCUUAGCUGCAUGUCAGAAAUUGAACUAACUGAAGGGAUGAAAGAGCUGCUAGACUUCACCAGCACAAGUGGUUCUUUUGAUCACAUCAUUAUCUCUGACUCAAACUCUGUGUUCAUAAGACACAUUUUAGAAGAAAAAAAACUAACUGCAGUCAUACACAAAGUUUUCACCAACCCUGCGCAAUUUGAUGCAGCUGGUUGCUUGACACUGCAACACUACCAUACACAGGAUUGGUGUACCCUCAGCACUGUGAAUCUCUGUAAAGGUCAUAUAUUAAAAUCUUACAUUGAAGAACGCGAGAAAGAAGGAGUUGAAUACAACCAUGUUAUAUAUGUUGGAGAUGGUUUUAAUGAUUUAUGCCCGGGUCUUUCUCUACGCGAGCAGGAUGUCUUUAUGCCACGAUUUGGAUUUAAGCUUCAUCGGGUGAUUAAGAAAAUGGAGCAAACUAAUAAACCUGUUAAAAGGUCAGAGCUAAAAGCUAGCAUUGUCACAUGGGAAACAGGAUUAGAUAUACUUAAUCAUGUACAGUUUUUGCUUAAAAUGUAAAAGUAAUGUGGAAUUGUCAAACUGUUCAUCUUUUGGAAAUUAGUUAAAGUGUGUCUGUUAUUACAAUCCUAUCAUUAAUAUAAGUUUUUUUGCCCACCUUUCUUGCCUGCCAUGUUCUUUAAUUUUGCUUACAUUGAGUUAAUGUGAACGCUUGCUUUUUUUUGUAACAAUUUUUUUCUGAAACAUUUUGUAAAGAUUUGUGACUUAAUACAGUUGUUCUUGCAAAUAACAACUACAAAAAAAGCAAUAGUGAAACAAGUUACGUGCACAACUGUAUUUUUCUUCACGUCGAUGUAACUCUAAUCACUUUUAAAACUUGCUUUUGGUCUUUAUUGGACUGAAACAUCAGUUUCUUAAUAUAAUUUUUUAAAUUUAAGCAAGGAUUUUCAUGUAUUUUUUCUACACAACUAACAUUUAACUUAAGAUGAAUUAUGGGUCAAAAUCUGACACUGCCUUUAGUAAAGAUUUAUUGUAUAAAUUAUACUGUCAGAAUAUUUUGAUGUUUUAUUAUUUUAUGAGCUCUUUUAACAACCCCUAUCCUAGAAGGGCACUUAACAAAAAUCAUUAUAAGUCACUUUGCUCAUUUUAUCAACAACUGAAUAGUCCCCUUAUAAUAAUAGUCAGUUUUUAAAUCUCAUGCAAUAUACAUUUAUUAAGCAAGAGGAUUUAUCCAUUUUCUAAUGGUAUUUCUUCUUGUCUGGAUUGAACCAUUAAUUUUU